This is a messenger RNA of Daldinia caldariorum, 1819 nucleotides long. Its product is annotated as adenylate kinase. Bases 548 to 1330 code for a protein of 260 amino acids. Gene Ontology annotation, molecular function: ATP binding; AMP kinase activity. Lineage: Eukaryota; Fungi; Ascomycota; Sordariomycetes; Xylariales; Hypoxylaceae. The transcript has a single exon. Gene Ontology annotation, cellular component: mitochondrion; cytoplasm. Gene Ontology annotation, biological process: nucleobase-containing compound metabolic process. The record is from RefSeq and is a predicted model, not a curated record.
GGGUAUCGAAUGAUCUCAACAAUUGGUGGGAACUCUGUGUGACAAGGUUUUUAAUGAGUUUCUAAGCAAAUCUCGUUGGUCGAUCCUUCUCUUUUACAUUUCCAUAGUACGGAAUCCGUUCCCUCGCUGCAACGCGCAGUCGCAUCUGCCCAUCUUAUACUCUACCUAGGUACCUGUAUACCUAUAUAUACUAUACACCUGUACCUACCUACCUAAGGUGACUAUAUCCUUUAUCACUUUGAUCUUUUUCAUCUUCGCCCAAUCACCUAAUAAUCAUAACCGUUAUAAUUUUUUAUGCUCUUUUAACAUGAUGGACUACUCUUAAUCUGCGUCGUCUCUCUCUCUCCUCUUACCUAGAUUCUUCCGCGGUCGCUGAGUGUCGCUUAAGGCCGUCGUAGUCUCGAAGCCCGAUCUUAGAUCUUCUGCGUUACACUACGUCGUUUCGCGACGCCCGAAUCUCCCCGCAACAACAUACUUCGGCCGAUAUCCUCGCCCGAUCGCAUCCGAGAAAAAAAAAAACCCCUCUCCCACAUAUUCCCUUCGUACUAUGCGCCUCCGCCGGGCUGCCCGCGUUAUCCUCAUAGGAGCACCUGGAGUAGGGAAAGGCACACAGUCCAAGCGACUUCUCACACGCUUUCCCCAGCUAUCAGCCAUCUCCUCUGGAGAUCUCCUUCGCCACAAUGUUAAAACCCGGACUCCUCUCGGUAUUAAGGUCGAGAAUACGAUGAAGACCGGUGGCUUGGUUUCCGACGACUUGAUAUUACGCUUAAUCACAAACGAGCUGGGCCGUCGUGGUUGGCUCUAUGGCGGACGACCGAAUUUUAUGACCCUUUCGUCGUCGUCCGAGGCGGAUACUUUCGGGUCCGCGCUCGAGGCCGAUCCUCUUGCGGGGGCAAGCUUAUCUCCGCAAGCAUCCGAAGACCCCGCUGCUUCGUUUCUACUAGACGGCUUUCCUCGUACCGCCGCGCAAGCCCAGCGAUUAGAUGAUAUCGUACCCGUUAACUGGGUCGUCUCCUUACAGACCCCCUUCGAUGUUAUAAUGGAGCGAAUAUCAUCUCGCUGGGUUCAUGAGCCGUCUGGCCGUGUCUAUAAUACCGCAUUCAAUGCGCCAAAGGUACCGGGCUUUGACGACGUGACGGGGGAACCGUUAGUACAACGAGCCGACGAUACCGAGGAAGUGUACAGGGCGCGGUUCCAGAAGUUCCAGGAGACGAGCCAACCAUUACUCGAACACUACGCCAAGAAGGGCGUUCUAUGGGAGGUUCACGGUAUGAGCAGCGAUGAGAUUAGCCCUAAACUCUAUCAAGAGUUUGAAAAUCGCUUUUUAUGAACGUGUCGGAACACUUUCUGACCAGGGAUGGGACGUGUAGGACUGGGGAAACGAAUCAAGGUUGUGUAUGAUGGGAUUUUUACAUGGGCAACGAAUUAAGCUCAGCUGGAGUUCAGGCGGGGGGUGGACAACGUGAGCGGAUGGGUGACCAACGCGCUCUACCUUUGCGUACGCACUACGGUGGAAUCUAGGGCUAUGGGGAUGACUUGAAUACUAUUAUAGGAAAGCGCUCUGGAAUAAAUUUACGGCUCACAAGUCGAUUCGCAGAUGAUAUUGUCUAGAUGUUGAUGCGAUCUACCAACUGACAAAGAAUCAACGCCGGAGUACUCCGGCGUGGAUGUGAUUUAUGUUCAUAAAGUCGCGUGCUUUGCUUUGCUACCUAGGUACUUGAUAUCUAAGUCUUAAAAUUUGCAGCCAUAUAAGUAAGAUCAAGACAUUAAAAGAGAGCGAUUCCAAUCGUCCUAUUAUAUCCUUGUUACAUUAAUUAUU